Messenger RNA from Hibiscus syriacus, 650 nucleotides. RefSeq lists its product as uncharacterized. The transcript has a single exon. NCBI's taxonomy places the organism in Eukaryota, Viridiplantae, Streptophyta, Magnoliopsida, Malvales, Malvaceae. The coding region runs from base 92 to 595 and encodes 167 amino acids. The record is from RefSeq and is a predicted model, not a curated record.
CCUAACUCUCUCUCCUCCAUAAUAAUUCUUUGUUUUUCAACCAAAACCCACACUUCAAUCAUUGAAAUUAUCUCCUUAAUCAGUAGCGAGAAUGAGCAGCAAAGGGCAUAUACAGAACAAGUUCCUGAGGUUCAUCACGAUUCCCUUUAGAGCCCUAGGCAAAGCAAGGGAUCUUUACGUGAAGAGCUUGACGAGUUGCGCUGCAAGCGUCAGCUUCGGGCAAGGCGGCGGUGAUUACGCGGGGCAAUACCCGGGCUUGCCGAGGAGCUUCAGUGCAAGUUCGGCGGCAUCUAGCCGUGACGACGAAGAUCUUAGAGAUCUCAUCAGGGCUGCAUCGGUUAGGAGCUUGGGUCAUAAGAACGAAGUGGAGAUGUUCUUGCAAGAACAACUGAAGCAGAUGAGAGCAGCGAAAAGGUUGCCCAAGAGUUCCAGUGUUGGGAUGGGAAGAAUCGAUGAAGACAAGCCUUUUGAAUUCCAAGAAAAGAAUGAAGUUGAUCGUGUUGAUAAUAAUAAUAAGAAACAAGAUUCAUUGUUUACAAGAAGUAAAACCUACGCUGUCACCAAAAGGACUAGCGUUGCUUUUGAUUCUUACUGAUUUUAUGUAAAUAUUUUGGGAUGUAAAACCAAGUAAUAUAUAUAUAUAUAUAUAU